Apis cerana (Asiatic honeybee) is the source of this 2973-nucleotide messenger RNA. RefSeq lists its product as uncharacterized. Gene Ontology annotation, molecular function: olfactory receptor activity; odorant binding. Gene Ontology annotation, biological process: detection of chemical stimulus involved in sensory perception of smell; sensory perception of smell. The record is from RefSeq and is a predicted model, not a curated record. Gene Ontology annotation, cellular component: plasma membrane. NCBI's taxonomy places the organism in Eukaryota, Metazoa, Arthropoda, Insecta, Hymenoptera, Apidae.
UUAUUUUAUUCUUCACAACACAUCUUUUCUUGUAUAAUAAAAUAUUUGAUUACAGAUUCCAGAAAAACAUUUUAGUUUAAUUAAUCAACUGAACAAUUUACCUUAAAAUUACCUUAAAUUUCAUCAGAAUUUUAAAUUGGAAUAAUGAUUAUCACAAAUUAUUGCCAAUAAAACGUUACUCACUUCGUAGACACGAAGAAAUCUCAUCUUUGCAACAGAAAAAUAUUAUUCCAUAUAUUUACACCAUCCUUCUAUAAAAUCCCUACGACGUAACUAACCUCUGACGUAUACACUUUACCCUCGAAAAAGUGCCACUGAUAAUCCAUAGAAUAAUUUAUAUUGUACCGCCACGUUAAUAAUAAAACAGAAAGAGUGACAAUCAUUUCUCUUGACUUCGUAUCGUUGCGAUAUUCUCGAGUCGAAAAGAGAGAAACACACGAUAAGGGAGACACAAGAACGAUGGAGACAAAAGGGACAGCCUAUUAAUUAUUAUCGUGUAUUUCUACCUGUUGUUCCACGCCUAAGAUACGAACGACACCCACGACGACGCGUUGAUCAGUCGCCAUGCAAUCGGAGAACCAGUUGGAUAUAUCGAUAACCUUGUCGACAUUUUUCUUGAAAAACAUCGGAUUAUGGAUGUCUGACGAUCCUUGUGAGCAACGUCGGAUGAGAAUGUUGCUCGUCUACACAGUUUGGAUCUUGUGGCUUGGUAUGAUCAUCAAUGGCAGAGAUUUGUAUUUCACAUUUUUGUAUAACGGCGAUGUUCUUUACGCUCUGACGAAUAAUAUAACCAUGGUAAUCGGUUUAAUCAAAAUAUAUGUCAUAUUAUUGUAUAAAGGAAAAUUUUUGAAUCUAAUCGUGUACAUGCAACAAAAUUUUUGGAACGUUAACUACGAUUGUCACGAAAAAGAAAUUUUGGACGAUUGCAGAAAAACUUGCAUUUUUUUCGUUUCCUCCAUUACCACUAUUGGUACAUGCGCCAUGAUAUCCUAUCUGAUGACACCAUUCGCAAUACGAAGUGGGAACAAUGAAUCCGAGAGAAUGCUUCCGUUCAAUAUGUGGCUAGAUAUGCCAUUAUCAAGGACGCCUUACUACGAAAUAACAUUUCUCGUACAAGCAAUGUGUCUGUAUUACAUUGGAAUCUCCAAUUUUUGCUUCGACGCUGUUUUCUGCAUCAUGGCCACGCAUUUAGCUGGACAAUUUCGCAUACUUCGGUACAGAUUUAUGAAACUCUGUGAUAUGGAUAAUGAGAUACACAAAAAGAAUUCGAUAUUGGAAGAACGAAUGCACAAAUUUCACGAGAAAUUUAAAGAAUACGUUCGACGUCAUCAGGCACUGAUCGAUUAUCACCAAAAACUUGAGAAUGUGUACACUACGAUUAUGCUUGGUCAAGUGUUAUUAUUCAGUAUAAUAAUUUGCCUGUUCGGGUACCAAGUGUUACUGGCUACCGCUUCUCUAGCGAGACGCUCCAUUUUCAUCUUCCUUUUAAUGGGCGCCAUGUUUUUAUUGUUCAUGUUCACGUUCAGUUGCAACGGCGUGAUGGAACAAAGUGACAACGUCGCUGUAGGGACGUACUCGGCACUGUGGACGAUCAUGCCGAUGGAGAAAUUUGGGAAAAUGCUUCGAAAAGAUCUGAUAAUGGUGAUUAUGCGAUCCAGACGAGUUUGUUGCCUGACAGCGAACGGAUUUUUCCCUAUAUCUUUGGAAACUUACACAAAGAUCUUAAGUACUGCGGUAUCGUAUUUCACAUUAUUAAGCAAUCACGUGGAUAAUGUCGCCAUGCAAGCGGAAUACCGGUUGGAUAUAUCGAUUAACUUGUCGACAUUUUUCUUGAAGAACAUUGGGGUAUGGAUAUCUCGUGAUCCCAGUGAGCAACGUCGGAUGAGAAUGUUGCUCAUCUGCACGGUUUGGAUGUUGUUGCUUGGUAUAGUGAUCAAUACUAGAGAUUUGUACUUCACAUUGUUGUACAACGGCGAUAUUCUUUAUGUUGUGACGAAUAACAUAACUUUGAUAAUAAGUUUAGUCAAGAUAUGCAACAUAAUAAUAUAUAAAGGAAAAUUUUUGAAUUUAAUCGUGAACAUGCAAGAAAAUUUUUGGAACGUCAACUACGAUUAUCACGAGAAAGAAAUUUUGGAUGAUUGCAAGAAAAUUUGCAUUUUUUUCAUCUCCUCUGUUACCACUAUUGCCAUAUGCGCCAUAAUAUCCUAUCUAAUGACACCGUUCAUUGCACAAAGUGGAAACAAUGAAUCCGACAGAAUGCUUCCGUUCAAUAUAUGGAUAAAUCUGCCACUAACAAGGACACCUUUUUACGAAAUAAUAUUUUUUAUCCAAGCAAUAUCUUUGUAUUACAUUGGAAUCUCCAGCUUUUGUUUCGACAAUAUUUUCUGCAUCAUGGCCGUACACUUGGCAGGCCAAUUUCGCAUACUUCAGUACAGGCUUACGAAACUGUGCGACACGAAGCACGAGAUACGCGAAAAGGAGUCGACAUUAACAAAACAGAUGCACAAAUUUUACGAGCAAUUUAAGGAAUGCGUCCGACAUCAUCAGGCAUUGAUCGAUUAUCAUGAAAAUCUCGAGAACGUGUACACCAUGAUCACGCUUGGACAAGUGUUGGUAUUCAGCGUAUUAAUUUGCCUAUUCGGAUAUCAAGUGUUGGUGGCCACCGCUUCUCUUGCCAGACGCUCCAUUUUUGUCUUUAUGUUAAAUGGCUCCAUGUUUUUAUUAUUUAUGGUCACCUACAGCUGCAACGGCGUAAUGGAGCACAGUGACAACGUUGCUAUAGGAGCUUAUUCGGCACUGUGGAUGAUUAUGCCGAUGGACAAAUUUGGGAGAAUGCUUCGAAGAGAUCUGAUAAUGGUGAUUACGAGAUCCAGGCGUGUUUGUUAUCUGACCGCGAAUGGAUUUUUCCCCGUAUCGUUGGAAACAUAUACUAAGGCAAGUAUGAUCCAAGUAUACGUAUAGAAUUUUGGCACA